Molecule: messenger RNA, 2490 nt
Organism: Chelmon rostratus (copperband butterflyfish)
Lineage: Eukaryota; Metazoa; Chordata; Actinopteri; Chaetodontiformes; Chaetodontidae
Exons: 6
Coding region: 37-1320 (427 amino acids)
Biological process (GO): cell surface receptor signaling pathway
Molecular function (GO): transmembrane signaling receptor activity
Source: RefSeq, a predicted model, not a curated record
UCCAUCAGUCUCUCUCUCACAAACAGAUCUACCAACAUGGACAAGGUCAUUUCCCUCCUUGUUCUUUCAGCACUCACACAGCUUGUAGCACCUCAGGCCCCCUCUGUGACCUCAUUCAGAGCUGUAAUUGAGAUGGUGUCAGGGGAAUCAAGGAUCUUCUCUGGGCAGAGUGUCCGGCUGAAAUGCAGCAUUCCCGAUAGCCACAAGUCCACCUGGGGUUACCAGUGGUUCAGGGGAUCCGAGCAGCUCCCCCAGUCGGGGGAGUACUUCCUCCUGUGGAAAGCCCAUGUUAAAGAGAGUGGGAAAUUUUACUGCCAGGGUGUGAGGGACACAGUGGUGGGAAAUAUACACACCCUCCAAAGUCUGCCUAUAGAGAUCAACGUCGAUGGAGGGUUUGCUAUCCUGCGAGCCCCACCUCAUCCCGGACUUGUUGGAGGCACCUUGAUGGUCACGUGUCAUGUCCGAGGAUCACCCAGACUUCACGAGUUGAUUCUGUACAAAGAUGGCGUUGAAGUUAUGAGACAAGAGGGCCUCAGUCCGCAUUUCUACCUGACCAACUUGACCAUGGAGGACACGGGAAUGUAUUCUUGUAGGGCUUCCUGGGACGCAAACAGACGUACGCACUCUGUAAUGUCAGUCAACACUCCAGUGCAGGUCUUAGAGCUUCUGUCGCAGCCAGUUUUGGAGAUUGUUGCAGACAAUGACUUGAUUCCAGCCAAAAUGAUUAAGCUCAUCUGCCACCUCCAAUACAACGCCCCACCUCCAGCCCCUCCACUGCACUACUAUUUCUACAAGAAUAACAACCGACUGGGAGUAGCAACCUCUGAGAACCAUGAUCUAGUUAAACGGACUCCAGGCCAGUACAGCUGCAAGGCCAGAGUGCCUGAGUUGGGCCUCUCCAGGUGGAGUGAGCCAAAAAGCUUUGGACAAGUGACAGGGCCACAGAUGAUGAUGCCUCCAGUUCCUCCUCACAGAGCCCCAUGGCCUUCAAAGCCAAUCUCACCCCCAGAGCUCUCCCUCCCUCCUGCAGCUGAGCCAACAGCACACCGGCCCUCCACUCAACGAUCCACCGCAACUCCUGCUUUCAUUCAGUCAACUGAAGUGAGCACGAAGUCCUCAGGUCCUCUGCCGAAGCCUUCGCAGCCAGCACCAGGCACUCUCCUAUCUACAGUCCGGUCUGCUGUCACAGAAACAGCCAACCGACCUGAGGAAUCUGGUGAUAUGUCUGGAGAAUCUGGUGACAUGCCCGAGGAAUCUGGUGACGUGCCCGAGGUAUCUGGUGACAUGUCUCCAGACUCUCCACACACUGUCCCAUCUUGACAAGUUAGCAUGCAGUACAGACUAACCAUCCUAAAACAGAGGAAUCACAUGCGGCUGUCACAUCUAUAGGUAGCUCAUAUCAAUCACGCGUACAUUGUGCUGCCUGUGCACACUUUUUGUAUGAUUAACUGUGUAAUAUUCAUGUUACAGAUUACCAAGUGUCAACUUCAUCAUCUCAUCAGUACAAACUAACUGGAUCAGUAGUGUUGGUGAUAUUAACUAAUGCCAUAGUGGUUUAAGCAAAUAAAGCAUUCCAUAAAUCAUUAUGUACUAUUGGAUUUUAUUUCAAAGGACACCUCUUUUUACAACCCUAUUGUACAUCAAUACUGCUUACAUAUUACAAGUAUUGGUAUAAUGACAUGGAUAGUGGAUUUACAAUAAGAAAAGUACAUACAGUUACAAUACAGUUAUAGGUCACAAUGAUAUUCGCUGUAUACUAAACACAUCAUAUAUUUCUAUGUGUCAUUUUUUGCAAUCAGAUAUAGAUAGCAAUGGUUAUCAGUGAUAGUGUAGAUGGACAGGAAGCAGAGACAGUACACAACGAGGAGGAAGACAGGAGGAGGGUGACAUGGGGCUCUUGGCGUUUAACUAAGGGGAAAGCUGCAGGUAGACCAUCAAUAAAUACUUCAGGCAGGGCUUGGAGAGGGUAACGGGUGUCCUCAAGACACUGAAAGAAUCUCUGCACACCUGAAUGUGUGAUUGGUGGAAAACUUGAAUCAAAACAAUGAAAACUCCUGCACACCGUCUCGCUUACUGCUGGUGUAUUUAUGAACAACGUUUCAGUCUUCAAGCGUAUGGACAAGCAUGGCAACAUUUAUGUCAGGUAACAUCUUAUUUAAAGCUUCUAUUUAUCAUCAUACACAUAUCACUAUUGUUUUCUCUAUUUCUUUCUUUAUUCUUCGACCAUUGGAUAGUUUGGGUUUGCUUAUGGAUGUUGUAGUUCUCUAUGUAUUAUGACAUUCUAAGAUUUCUAUGAUUAAUAUUGGCAAUUUUCUCUUAUAUACAGUAGUCAGUUUUCUAAUCUUUUUAUUUGUUUAAAUGCCUUCUUCCCUUAAUUACCUACCAAUUGACCUCAUUUUUGUCUACUGUAUAAUUUAUCCUGUAUCUAUGUGGGACUGUUGUGAUGCAUGUUCAUACACCUGAUGAAGGUCCUGUAGAUCUAAAUGUAAU